AUGGCCCUAAGCGACCGAGGGCAACGGAUGAUCGAGAUCGUCUCCGUCUUGGUCGCCCUGUGCUUCAUCUCAGUAGUGCUUCGUGUGGUGGCUCGUCUACGAAGGCGAGUUGAACUCGGCAUGGAUGACUACCUCAGCAUGCUGUCGAUGGUCUUGCUGAUUGCCAUGUUAAUUGAAUUAGUACUGUGGUGCACGAUUGGCGGUAACGGAUCCCACUAUACAGACCUCGAUGCUGAGACCCUCGUGAACUACUACAAGAUCUUCCUGGCCAACCAGUUCACGUACUUCGUCCUUUGCCCCGCGAUCAAAAUUUCCAUCAUUUGCUUCUACCGUCGUGUUUUCUCCACGCCCAAGUUCCAAAAAAUCACCUUCGGUCUAAACUGCCUCAUCGGUGCCUGGGGCACUGGGAUCUUCCUCGCCUGCGCAGGUCAAUGCCGUCCGCUCCGCGCCUACUGGGAUCAUAGCGUUGAAGGCCACUGCUUCGAUGCUAACCUUUUCUUCAUUGUCAAUCAAGCCUUUAACGUUUUGAUGGACUUUGUCAUCCUCAUCCUACCAAUUCCCAUGAUCUGGGGGCUGCACCGUGCGUGGCAAGACAAACUCGCGCUCAAUGGCGUUUUCGCAUUGGGCGCGUUCGUCUGCUUCGCUAGCAUUUACCGCAUUGUUGUGCUGUUUUGGAUCAGCCCAUCUGAUCCGACCUACACUGUCUACCAAGCCUCUCUCUGGACGCACAUCGAGCCAUCUGUUGGCCUAAUCUGUUCCUGCCUCCCAAUAAUUCGCGGCCUUUUCCCCGCCCUCAAUCUAAAGAACCGCUCGAACCGCAGUGCUGGACCCUACUAUAUCAACACAGAUAUCAGCCAGUCGAACUUGAUGAUGUCAAAGGGCAGUCCGCGGUCUCCAGAUAUGGAAUACUUGAAGAUGCAGAACAGCAUUUACGGCGCACAGGCUGAGCGCAGUGGCAAAAGUCAAUUCCUGGGAGAUGACCUCUCACCGUUCAAUAUCAAGGUUCAGACCGAAAUUGCCAUCACUCCUGGGAACGACUCUACCUCGGCAUUGAACAGCCAUACCUGA
Penicillium macrosclerotiorum is the source of this 1068-nucleotide messenger RNA. RefSeq lists its product as uncharacterized. The transcript is spliced from 3 exons. Bases 1 to 1068 code for a protein of 355 amino acids. NCBI's taxonomy places the organism in Eukaryota, Fungi, Ascomycota, Eurotiomycetes, Eurotiales, Aspergillaceae. The record is from RefSeq and is a predicted model, not a curated record.